Messenger RNA from Hyalella azteca, 4639 nucleotides. It is a transcript of the gene SMC3, whose product is annotated as structural maintenance of chromosomes protein 3. Gene Ontology annotation, molecular function: ATP binding; protein binding; cohesin loader activity. Gene Ontology annotation, cellular component: chromosome. The record is from RefSeq and is a predicted model, not a curated record. NCBI's taxonomy places the organism in Eukaryota, Metazoa, Arthropoda, Malacostraca, Amphipoda, Hyalellidae. Bases 130 to 3738 code for a protein of 1202 amino acids. Gene Ontology annotation, biological process: mitotic sister chromatid cohesion. The transcript has 21 exons.
UUCUUAGUUGCGAGUGAGCUAAUGCGUACUAUUGUUGGGUGCUUUGUCUGCCAUGUUUCGCGUCACUGGCAUUUCAGUAAUAAUUAAGUGCUGAAAAGUUAUUGUACUAAAAUAAUUUAGCAUUUAAGGAUGUAUAUUCGUCAGAUAAUCAUUCAAGGAUUCAAGAGCUAUCGUGAGCAAACUGUCAUCGAGCCUUUCGACUCCCGCCAUAAUGUCGUCGUUGGGCGCAAUGGUUCAGGCAAGAGCAAUUUCUUCUAUGCGAUCCAGUUCGUGCUGUCAGAUGAGUUUUCCCACCUUCGGGCUGAACAGCGCCAGGCCUUGCUACAUGAGGGCACGGGGCCUAGAGUUAUCACGGCCUUUGUCGAGAUAAUAUUUGAUAAUUCUGAUGGCAGAAUACCAAUUGACAAAAAUGAUGUGUGCCUACGUCGAGUGAUCGGUGCCAAAAAAGACACUUACUUCUUGAAUCGGAAAGCAGUCACCAAGCUUGACGUAAUGAACCUGCUGGAGUCGGCGGGCUUCUCGCGCUCGAACCCUUACUACAUCGUGAAGCAAGGCAAGAUUAACCAGAUGGCCACGGCACCAGACUCGCACCGCAUCAAGCUGCUCAGAGAGGUGGCCGGCACACGGGUCUAUGACGAGCGCCGCGAGGAGUCUAAAGGCAUCCUUAAAGAAACUGAAAGUAAGCGAGAGAAAAUAGAGGAAUUUCUACGGACCAUUGAGGAGCGACUUACUACGUUGGAAGAAGAGAAAGAAGAACUCAAAGAGUAUCAGAAAUAUGACAAAAUGAGGCGCUCUCUUGAGUACACCAUCCACGACCGAGAGCUCAAGGAAACCAGGAAGAAGCUGGAUGAUAUGGAAAACCAGCGGAAGAACUCAGGGGCUGAGCAGGAGAAGCAGCGCCAGGCCCUGCAGAAGGCACAGGAUGCCAUUAAGAACGCCACCAAAGACAUGAAGGACAUCAAGCAGAAGCUCACACAGGUACGAGAAGAGCGAGACACGUACAACAUGGAGCAGCAGCAGCUGCUGAAGGAGAAGACCCGCCUGGAGCUCAUGAUAAAGGACCUGAGUGAUGAGGUUCAGGGGGACAACAAGAGCAAGGAGCGUGCGGAGAAAGAGCUUGAGAAGCUCAGGGCCACCAUCGCCCUCAAGGAAGCUGAACUUGAAAGCAUCAGACCAAAAUAUGAGGAGAUGAAGAGACGUGAAGAUGCUGCACAGCGCGAGCUGUCCCUGAAGGACCAGAAGCGCAAGGAGCUGUACGCCAAGCAGGGCCGCGGCAGUCAGUUCACCUCGAAGGAGCAGCGCGAUCAGUGGAUCCAGAAGGAGCUCAGAUCAAUAGACCGUGCCAUGGUUGAAAAGAGUGAUCAGAUAACCAAGCUAGAGGAGGAGAUAGAGCGGGAUCGUAGGCGAGCUCUUGAUCUCGAGGAUAAGUUGAAGGAACUGUCCGUUCAGACUGAAAGCUAUCGUGGUAACAUAGACGAGUAUAACAAGGUCUUCUAUGAAAUGAAGAAACGAAAGGAUCAGCUGCAGAGCGAGAGAAACGAGCACUGGAGACAGGAGAACAACCUACAACAAAACCUAAGCACCCUCAAGGAGGACUUGUCCAAGGCGGACCAGCAGCUCCGCUCCAUGGCCGGCAAGCCCAUCUUGAACGGGCGUGACAGCGUCCAGAAGGUACUGGACACUUUCAGGGAGCGCGGAGGACAUCUCGCUGAGAUCGUCCCUCAAUAUUUCGGUCUACUCAUCGAAAACUUCGAGUGCGAGCGCAGCAUCUAUACGGCAGUUGAAGUGACUGCCGGCAGCAGGCUGUUUCAUCACAUCGUGGAAUCGGACCGGGUUGGUACGCAGAUCCUAAAAGAAAUGAACAAGCAAAAACUGCCCGGCGAAGUGACAUUCAUGCCUCUCAACCGACUCACUGUAAAAGAAAUCGAGUAUCCCCAAACAAAUGAUGCCAUCCCAAUGGUGAGCAAGUUGACGUACAGCGAGCGCUACACCAAAGCCCUGCGCUACAUUUUCGGUCGCACGCUCAUCUGCCGUAACCUGGAGGUGGCCACCAACCUUGCUCGCUCCACCAAACUUGACUGCGUUACGCUUGACGGAGAUCAGGUAUCGAGCAAGGGCUCUCUCACCGGCGGGUACUUCAACUCCAGUCGCUCUCGUCUCGAGAUGCAGAAGAACAGAUCUGAACUGCAGGAGCAAAUCAACAACGCUGAGGGGGAACUGCGCCAAUUGCAGGCUACGCUCCGGAAUACUGAACAGGAGAUCAACAAAAUUGUCGGUGAAAUGCAGAAAACCGAAAUCAAGAACAGCAAGGCCAAGAACCUCUUCGAAAAAGUAAAGUCAGAUAUUCGCGUGAUGAAGGACGAGCAGCAAAACUUGGAGCGGUCAAAGCAGCCUAAGGAGCGGUCUUUGGCGCAGCUGAAGGCCAAUUUAGAAGCCAUGCAAGCCACUAAAGAAGGUCUCGAGUCGGAGUUGCACCAAGAUCUCCUUGCUACGCUAAGUGUGCAGGAUCAACACGAGGUAGAUCAGCUGAAUGACGACAUCCGUCGCUUGACACAAGAAAAUAAAGAAGCUUUCACCAGGCGUAUGAAGUUUGAGGCUGACAAAAACAAGCUUGAGAAUUUGCUGACUAACAACUUGAAUCGUCGAAAAGACGAAUUAAUGCAAGCGUUGCAGGAGAUCAGCGUGGAAGAUAGGAAGAUGCAGCUCGACCAUAGCCAGAGUGAGAUCGUGAGAGUCGAUGCUCGUAUCAUCGAAGUCACGGAACUUUUCAAAGAUGUCGAUAAGAAAGUCGCAGAAGCGCAAAAAAAAGAUAAGCUGAUGAAAACUGAACUUGAAAAGUACAAACUUAAAGAAAAAGAAAUUAUGGAACAAAUGGAAGAUGACGCCAAAGAUCUUGAAAAAAUGGCCUCCAGACAAAAUCUCCUACACCAGAAAAUCGAUGAAUGUACAAAGAAAAUCCGAGAGCUGGGCUCGCUACCGUCUGAUGCGUUCGACAAAUACCAGAAUCUCGCUACCAAACAACUUUUUAAGAAACUGGAAACCGCCAACAUGGAGCUCAAAAAAUAUUCCCACGUCAAUAAAAAGGCAUUGGAUCAAUUCAUUUCCUUUUCUGAGCAGAAGGAAAAACUUGUCGCUCGUAAAGAAGAAAUUGACAGAGGGCACGAGAAGAUCAAGGAGCUUAUGCAGGUACUGGAGCAUCGCAAAUACGAAGCUAUUCAGUUCACAUUCAAGCAAGUCUCGAAAUACUUCAGUGAAGUUUUCAAGAAGCUCGUACCUCAAGGCCAUGCGCAGCUCGUCAUGAAGACGGAUGGAGAUGAGGAAGGAGAGGCGAGUGAAGAACAGCAAGGAACCACUGACAAUUUCACAGGAGUGGGCAUCCGCGUUUCCUUUACUGGGCGCAACGCUGAGAUGCGCGAGAUGAACCAGCUUUCCGGCGGCCAGAAAUCCUUAGUGGCUCUUGCCUUGAUUUUUGCUAUCCAGAAAUGUGACCCGGCUCCCUUCUACUUAUUUGAUGAAAUUGAUCAGGCCCUGGACGCGUCGCAUCGUAAGGGUGUGGCCGACAUCAUUCACGAGCUGAGCUCCCAAGCUCAGUUCAUCACGACCACCUUCAGACCCGAACUCCUGGAGCACGCCAAUAAGUUCUAUGGCGUCAAGUUCCGAAACAAAGUCUCCCACGUCGAGUGUGUGUCGAGAGAAGAAGCGUACGACUUCGUCGAAGAUGAUACCACGCAUAUCUAGUUCAUUACUGCCACAUCACUCUCCUUAUUUACCUGUCACAGACUUGAAGGAGGAAUUGAUUGCUUACUAACCGCUAAUGAUUUAAAAUCAGAUGAUUGCUGAGAGAUGUGGUGCCAAGUCAAGUGUAGUGACUGAAGGGAAUAACUCUUAUUUCAACGUUUUUUUUUGCUCGAGACGAGAAAAUGUACAACUAUCCUUUUUAUUUUUGACAACGGAGAAACCAUUUGUAUGCUGCCUUUUAUUUUUGGUUGGAGAUAAUAAGUGUUAUGUAGUGCUUUAAACAACCUUUUCUUAAAACCUUUUUUCCAUAAACCUAUUAUGCUGCGUUCGCAUAACGUGAAAGCUUUUUCAGUGCUCUAUUAAUGAUGAGCUCUUAGUUGUAGGUAUUUUUUUAAAUGCAUUCCUCGAAACUUGUGUAAUCGCACCCUCUCGACAUUCUUGCCCGAAGCGUCCAGUGAAUUCAUGCCUGUCGUUGCAGUUAAGGCAGUGAGAGAACUGAAAUUUCAUUUGAGGUUUCAAUUUACAAACAUAUUUCAGUAAAAUAAUUGAAGGAAGAACGUUUGAGAGGAUUGUCUGAAUACAGAUGUUUCAAGUUUAGUUUGUGACAUGAAUUUGAACGGAAACCAUUCAUGAAAUGCCUGAUUUUGAAUGCAGCCUGGAAGACAGCAAAUGUUGAAGGGUAGCUUCUUUGUGAGUGUACCUCGGAAACACGAGUUUUACAAAAUAGUUUGAUUUUUCGCAACGCCAAAUUGUGCUGUAGAUUUUGACGAUUGAUGACGUACCUGUUAGUAGUUAUGAGGUUUAAGAAAUUGGACUGUUCAUAUUUUAUACUAAACAUGUGUAAAUAUCAAGUGAGACAGAUCUUUCAGUUCCGCCGUUUCUUAAUAAAGUUGAAACGUUA